UAACUCUCCGGGCACCUUCACCCUCCCGGCCGGGGUGAAGUCCCCCUCGGCGGUCUAAAGCUGUUUCUAUUUCAAAGUAUUGUUUUUCACUGGUUCCCAGCUCAAAAUCGUCAUAAAACAUAGUGACCAUUUACUCUGACAUUUGCAGUGAAAUCCAUCGGGAAGUGAUUGAACUGAAUGUGUUCAGCAGCGCAGUCACAUUGAAACUGAAAGUUGCAAAUGUGUUGCUGGUCAAAGCACAGCAGGCCAGGCAGCAUCUCAGGAAUAACUCUAUUCCUGAGAUGCUGCCUGGCCUGCUGUGCUUUGACCAGCAACACAUUUGCAGCUGUGAUCUCCAGCAUCUGCAGACCUCAUUUUUUACUUGAAACUGAAAGUGGUUUGGAUCAGGAAGUGCUGAGUGUGAACAUGGCUUCCAGACAGCAGCUCCUGAGACUGACCGAGGAGACAAUUUGUCCCAUUUGUCUGGAUUUCUUCACCGAUCCGGUUACACUGGAUUGUGGACACAACUUCUGCCGCUCCUGUAUCACCCAGAGUUGGGAAAAGAAGGAGAUAAACUCCUGCCCGGAAUGUAGAGAGGUGUUUCCGGAAAGAAACCUCAGGGUAAAUCGGGCCUUAGCGAAUCUGGCCGAGGAGGCUCGAAAAUUAAAGCUGGAUCCGACAGAGAAGGAAAGUAAAUCUCACUGUGAGGUACAUCAGGAAGAUCUGAAGCUGUUUUGUGAAACUGACAGAAAAUUGAUCUGUCUGAUUUGUAGAGAUUCGCGGGAACACAAAACUCACAACUUCCUGCCGAUCAGCGAGGCUGUUGAAAUCUACAAGGAUAAACUGAAAUCUUCCUUAGAUUCUCUCACAGAGAAGAAAUCGGCGGUUCUCCAAACGGAACUGACCCAGAAACGGAAGAUUUCCGAAGUGAGGGAACAGGCGAGCAGUCUGCAGACCCACAUCACAUCCGAGUUCACUAAAAUGCACCAGAUACUCACUGAGAAAGAGCAGCGUUUACUCAGAGAUCUCAGGGAAGAAGAGGAGAGGAUUGUAGAAUCCAUGGAGAAAAACCUUCGAGAGAUUCAGGAGAAUUUAAAUUCCAUUGAGGAGGAACUCUCAAAGUUGCAGAAACAGAUGGAGCAAAAAGACGAGCUGAUGUUUCUGAAGGAGGCAGCUUGUCGGAAGAGAAGAAUUAGUGAUGAGGGCAUGAAACUCUCAGCUGCUGAUGGCUCUCUGUCUCUCGGACUGUUCACCGGCCCUUUACAGUACACUGUCUGGAGAGAAAUGAUACACACCAUUCACCCAGCUCCAGCCUCUCUGACUCUGGAUCCGAACACAGCGCAUCCCCGGCUCAUCCUGUCUGAGGACCGGACCAGUGUGAGACUCGGAGACAAACGGCAGCCGCUCCCUGACUCCCCGGAGAGAUUUGAUCCCUGGCUCUGUGUCCUGGGAUCAGAGGGAUUCACAUCAGGGAGACAUUACUGGGAGGUGGAGGUGGGGGAGAAGACCCGGUGGUAUCUGGGAGUGGCCCGAGAGUCUGUGAUGAGGAAAGGGUGGAUCAGCCCGAGCCCGGAGACUGGAUUCUGGAUUGUGGAGCUAUAUCCCGGACAUGGUUAUUUAGCCGCCACCUCCCCCUCACCGACCCGCCUCUCCCCGAGUGUGAAUCCCCGGAAGAUCGGGGUUUUCCUGGACUAUGAGGGUGGACAGGUGUCAUUUUACAAUGCGGACACCAUGUCCCAUCUCCACACUUUCACCCACACUUUCACUGAGAGGCUCUUUCCCAUCUUCUGUCCGGGAGGGAAUGACGGCGGGAAAAACUCCGCCCCACUGACAAUCUGCGGGAUUAAAGGGCACUGACAGAUCCAUACCAUAAUUUCACCCCGUCCCCCUGCCUCCUGCCAGCUGUAAACUGAUGGGGGUCAGUCUCAGUCUGGGGGAGAGAAGGAGGGGGAGAGAAGAAACAAAUAGAAGCUCAAUUGUAGAGAGGGACUGACUGGGUAGAAUGAGCUGUGAGCUGCAGGAACCCGGGGACCUUCCUGCCUGUAAUGUUGCUCCACAGGCGGGAGGUGGCGCUACAUGACGGUGUUGGAGAUGAAUCAGUCAGUGGGUCUCAGACUGGGCUCAGGGGAGUCUUUCCAGGGGGACACCAAAUCAUUUCCCUGCAGGGUCAGUGGAGUCUUUCCAGGGGGGACACCAAAUCAUUUCACUGCAGGGUCAGUGGAGUCUUUCCAGGGGAGACACCAAAUCAUUUCACUGCAGGGUCAGUGGAGUAUUUCCACGGGAACUGGGCUCAAUCAAAAUAAAAACAUCAGACUGAUCUUGUUUAGACUUCCACCAUGUGUCAGUAAUGUGUAUUCCACACAUAAUUUGAUAACGUUGAGAAACUGGUCUUGUUUUGCUCAGGUCUGUAACUAUUGCCCAGAAUGUUAACUGCUCCUUCGUUAAAUUGGAACAUUUGAAAACCCCAGAUUUGAAAGUGAUGGGUGAUUUGAUUAUUUCUGUCAUGAUCAGAUAAUAUUUAACCAUGAUUGAAAUUGUUCAGUUGGUGCAGUCAGUUAUCAGUUAUCCCUGAGUUAUUGCUCUCUCAUCUCAUUUACAGUGAAAUAAUCCUUAAGUCACACCAAAGGAAAUGUCUGUUUGAUAAACGCUCGCACUCUACUAUGCACAGAACCUAUUCAGCCUUUUGAUAUCUAUGUUUAUGUAAUUAUCAUUUAUAUAGGAGUGCAGUAUCAAAUUUGUUUGUUCUUCAAUCAAAUCAAUAUCUGCGAUUCUCGACAGUGAAAGCAAGGCUUCUAAAAAAAUGACUUCAUCAAUAAAUCCAAGAGAGUUGUCAUUUUAUUUGAAAAUUUCUCCAGAACAUGUAUUCUUAAAGCUCAUAUUCCAACUUCAUCUCGUUUAUUUCAAAAUUCACUGUUUUGAGUCAGUGGAGUGUUAGUUACCGGAAAAUGAUCCCACGGUUACUCUGGACCUUCAGUUAUUGCUUCCUUCGGUAAGGUCUUAGAGUCAGAGAUUGAUAGAGUCCUACAGCACAGAGAAUAGGCCCUUCGGCCCAAACUAGUCUAUACCAACCAAAAGGUCUAUCCACACUAACCUCAUUUCCUUGCACUUGCCCCAUAUCCUUCUAAACAUUUCCUGUCCAUGUAUUUCUCCAAACUUCCUUGAAAUGUUGUUGAUGUGCCCGUCGCAACCACUUUAGCUGGCAUCUUAUUCCGUAUGCAAUCCACCAUCUGUGUAAAAUCAUUGCCCAUUUUAUUCUUUCCCCUCUCAGUGGAAACUGAUGUCCUCUCUUCCUUGAUUCUGCAACCCUGUGUUAAAGACUGAGUGCAUUCACCCUAUCCAUACCUCCCAUGAACUUAUUCAUUUCUCUAAGUAUCUCCGCUCAGUCUCGUCCACUCGAAAGUAAAAUGUCUUCGCUUGUCCAACCUUUCCCUAUAACUCAGACACUUGAGUCCAGGUAACAUCCUUGUAAAAUUCUUUUGCACACUUUCCAGUUUAAUAACAUCCUUCCUACAGCAAGGUGACCAAAACUGAACCCAAUACCCCAAGUGCAGCUUCACCAAUGUCCUGUACAAUUGCAACAUAACUUCCCAACCUCUGUACUCAGUGCCCUGACUGAUGAAGGCCAGUGUGCCAAAAGCCUUCUUCAUUGUCCUGCCCACCUGUGACUCCACCUUCAGAGAACCAUGCACCUGAACUACAAGUCCCUCUGUUCUACUACAUUCCUUAUGACCCUAACAUUCAUCAUGAAAUGCCCACCUUGAUUUGACUUUCCAAUUCGCAGGACCUCAGACUUAUCUAUAUUAAACUCCAUUUGCCAUUUCUCAGUCCACUUCCCCAGCUGAUCAAGGUGGUGGUGCAAUUUCUGAGAAACUUUCUGAUUGUCGACAAUACUGCCUAUUUUAGUGUUAUCUGCACAUUAUCAUGUGGUGGCCAGUGGGAUCGUCCACAUGUUUCAGAUCGUGAAGCUGUAAAGGCACAUGGAUAGGGUAUUCAACUGGUCCAAGUCCAAUCCCUUUUCCCCUCCUGCCCUCCAAUAUUGUUUUUACAGUCAAACAUUUGUUCAAUUUUGUAAUAUUGUAAGUGUUUCAGUUUCUUAAAAUAAAGCGUAA
Hemiscyllium ocellatum (epaulette shark) is the source of this 4088-nucleotide messenger RNA. Its product is annotated as zinc-binding protein A33-like. Bases 220 to 1836 code for a protein of 538 amino acids. The record is from RefSeq and is a predicted model, not a curated record. The transcript has 6 exons. Gene Ontology annotation, molecular function: zinc ion binding; protein binding. NCBI's taxonomy places the organism in Eukaryota, Metazoa, Chordata, Chondrichthyes, Orectolobiformes, Hemiscylliidae.